Molecule: messenger RNA, 2133 nt
Organism: Cololabis saira (Pacific saury)
Lineage: Eukaryota; Metazoa; Chordata; Actinopteri; Beloniformes; Belonidae
Product: glutamate dehydrogenase 1, mitochondrial
Exons: 13
Coding region: 64-1707 (547 amino acids)
Biological process (GO): L-glutamate catabolic process
Cellular component (GO): mitochondrion
Molecular function (GO): L-glutamate dehydrogenase (NAD+) activity
Source: RefSeq, a predicted model, not a curated record
CCCGCCUCCCGCCCGUUCCUCCGGGACUCCGACCGGGACUCUGCCCGCUGCACAGCCCGGAACAUGCACCGCUGCCUCGGGGAGCUGCUCACCCGCGCGCCCGGCUCCGGCCGGGGCCCGGCCCGGGCAUGGCGCUACUGCGCAGGCGCGGCUGCCUCCCGCCACUGCGCAGGCGCGGCGGCCCGCCGCUACAGCCAGGCCGUGGACCGGGACGACGACCCGGGCUUCUCCCGCAUGGUGGACGGGUUCUUCGACCGCGGGGCCGCCAUCGUGGAGGACCAGCUGCUGGACGCUCUGCGCACGCGCGAGACCGAGGAGCAGAAGCGGAAGCGCGUCAGAGGAAUCCUGCGCGUCAUCAAGCCCUGCAACCACGUGAUCAGCCUGGCCUUCCCCUUCCGGCGGGACGGGGGGGAGUGGGAGGUGGUGGAGGGGUACCGGGCCCAGCACAGCCAGCACCGGACCCCCUGCAAGGGAGGGAUCCGGUUCAGCUCCGAUGUCUCCGUAGACGAGGUGAAAGCUCUGGCCUCCCUGAUGACCUACAAGUGUGCCGUCGUGGAUGUUCCGUUCGGUGGAGCCAAGGCCGGAGUGAAGAUCAACCCCAAGAACUAUUCUGACACGGAGUUGGAGAAAAUCACCCGCAGGUUCACCAUAGAGCUGGCUAAGAAAGGAUUCAUUGGUCCCGGCAUCGAUGUCCCGGCCCCAGACAUGGGCACCGGAGAGAGGGAGAUGUCCUGGAUCGCUGACACCUUCGCCUCCACCAUGGGACACUAUGACAUCAACGCCUACGCCUGCGUCACCGGGAAGCCCAUCAGCCAGGGCGGGAUCCACGGACGCAUCAGCGCCACCGGCCGCGGCGUCUUCCACGGCAUCGAGAACUUCAUCAACGACGCCUCGUACAUGAGCCAGCUGGGGCUCUGUCCCGGGUUCCAGGACAAGACCUUCGUGGUCCAGGGCUUGGGGAACGUCGGCCUCCACUCCAUGCGGUACCUGCACCGGUCCGGGGCCCGAUGUGUCGGAGUGGGAGAAAUGGACGGAAACAUCUGGAACCCCAAAGGGAUCGACCCCAAGGAGCUGGAGGAUUACAAGCUGGCCAACGGCAGCAUCGUGGGUUUCCCCGGCUCGUCUCCGUACGACGGCAGCAUCCUGGAGGCCGACUGUGACAUCCUGAUCCCGGCGGCCAGCGAGAAGCAGCUGACGCGGAGCAACGCCCACCGGGUCAAGGCCAAGAUUGUUGCUGAAGGCGCCAACGGGCCGACAACGCCGGAGGCCGAUCGGAUCUUCCUGGAGAGGAACGUGCUGGUGAUCCCGGACAUGUACCUGAACGCCGGCGGCGUCACCGUCUCCUACUUCGAGUGGCUGAAGAACCUGAACCACGUCAGCUACGGCCGCCUCACCUUCAAGUACGAGCGGGAUUCCAACUACCACCUGCUGAUGUCGGUCCAGGAGAGUCUGGAGAGGAAGUUUGGGAAACACGGCGGCUCCAUCCCCAUCGUCCCCACGGCAGACUUCCAGGACCGGAUCUCCGGAGCGUCAGAGAAAGACAUCGUCCACUCAGGACUGGCUUUUACCAUGGAGCGCUCGGCCCGGCAAAUCAUGCGGACGGCCAACAAGUACCAGCUGGGUCUGGACCUGCGGACGGCGGCCUACGUGAACGCCAUCGAGAAGGUGUUCCGGGUCUACGUGGACUCUGGUCUGAUCUUCACCUAGACCUGGACCUGGACCUGGACCCCCCAGACCUAGACCCCCCCCUUCGUCUUACUGCUCCUCUUCCUCUUCAGGGGAACCAGAACCAAAGAAGGUUCCAGCUUUAAGACUCAGAACUUCUGAGUCCGAACGGAAACGUCUUAAUUUAAUUUUCCUGAACUUUAUUUUCUAAUUUUGAGCUGAAACAAAGAGAAGAAACUGUUUACGCCGCUAAUAAAGUUUGAUCUGUUAGCAGCUCUAAGUUAGCAUCUCUGUUAGCAUCUCUGUUAGCAGCUCUGUUAGCAGCUCUGUUAGCAGCUCUAAGUUAGCAUCUCUGUUAGCAGCUCUGUUAGCAGCUCUGCUAGCAGCUCUAAGUUAGCAGCUCUAAGUUAGCAGCUCUGUUAGCAGCUCUAAGUUAGCAGCUCUAAGUUAGCAGCUCUGUUAGCAGCU